AUGAAGGUACGUAGCCGAAACCCAAUAACUGAAAAUAAGUUCAAGUGGACUGCUGUUGAGCACGUCUUCGAUUUCCUUUUCAUCUGUGUUUGUGUUCUUAUAGCUUCAUCUGGUGGAUGGGCGUUGGAGCUUCCAAGUACUACAGUUUUGUGUGGGAUGUUCAAACGUUCGAAGUUGCGUCUAUUCUGGGAUGGACAUGAGGCCUUCUUUCACUCCAGUCAAUACUCCCCAUGCUACUUGCCGGUCUUUAGGCAGAAGAUAAAAGAUGCAAUUUAG
This is a messenger RNA of Rodentolepis nana, 276 nucleotides long. Lineage: Eukaryota; Metazoa; Platyhelminthes; Cestoda; Cyclophyllidea; Hymenolepididae. The record is from the annotation of a GenBank genome assembly.